AUGUGUGGCAUAAAGAAACCAUAUAGAUAUUCCAAGGAAAAACUGCUAGAAAUCAAAGAAUCCCCAUAUGCAAAACAGAGACCAGCAUGUCUUUUGGAAAAAUGUGACAGUAAAGGCAUUUGGAAACCUGAGAGAUGGCAUGCAUCCUUGUAUCUCAAGCAAACAAUUGCAGAUCCACGGCAGGGAAUAGAGGAAAAAGUUCUUGAUGUUGUAGUCAGUCCUCAGUACCGAAGCUUUGGGGGUAGCUGUCGUAUAACCAAUACAUCCCACAGUCAAUGA
Molecule: messenger RNA, 279 nt
Organism: Hypanus sabinus (Atlantic stingray)
Lineage: Eukaryota; Metazoa; Chordata; Chondrichthyes; Myliobatiformes; Dasyatidae
Product: eukaryotic translation initiation factor 4E transporter-like
Exons: 2
Coding region: 1-279 (92 amino acids)
Biological process (GO): negative regulation of translation
Cellular component (GO): cytoplasm; nucleus
Molecular function (GO): mRNA binding
Source: RefSeq, a predicted model, not a curated record